AAGCAAUCACCUUUGUUCUUGAAUUUUAACCGAAACUCUCGACGAUAACAGUUUUCCGGCCCAAUUUUAAAAGAACUCUCUCCCUUUAAAUAUAAAAUCUUUUGAGAAUUAUAAUUAUAAAUAGAUUCCGUGAGGUCGAAACACAACUACUUCUCACUGUUAUUAUGAAAGAAAUUUGUAGGUUAAAUUACGGAAUUAAGGGCAAAAGGAAGUGCGAAAGAGCGACGAACUUGUUUUGAAUCGCUGGUUUUUGAAGCUUAAAGAGGGCGGGAGGGAGAUAACGAAGAGUAGGGAUUACGGUUUUCCGGUGUGUGUGUGAAAGAUUUGAGUCGAGAGAGAAAGAGAGGGGUUAGGGUUUUGAUGUUGAAGAUGAUGGAGGUGAUCUUACAUGUAUACGAUGUGACGAACAGUGAGUCCGAUAAAACCAACAGCACCAUUGUUCAAAUCAACAAGAUCUUCAAGGAUGGAAUCGGCCUCGGUGGCAUCUUCCACAGUGCCGUUCAGGUAUAUGGAGAAGAUGAAUGGUCUUUUGGCUUCUGUGAGCAAGGAUCUGGAGUUUUUAGUUGUCCAUCUGGAAAAAAUCCAAUGUAUACAUAUCGUGAGUCCGUGGUCCUUGGAAGAACUAACUUUUCAAUAUUCAAGGUUAACCAGAUAUUGCGGGAACUUAGUAGAGAGUGGCCUGGAAGUUCCUAUGACUUGCUAUCCAAAAAUUGCAACCACUUUUGCGAUGACUUCUGUGAAAGGCUUGGUGUCCAAAAGCUUCCAGGUUGGGUUAAUCGUUUUGCCAAUGCUGGUGACACUGCAAUAGAAAUAGCAGAAAGCACUGCCUUUCGGUUGAGACAAGCCAAGACUGAAAUAGUAUCAGCGAGCAAAGUGGCAUAUCGUUUCCUUUUGGGUGUUACCUCUGGAUCUAGUGGUGCUGACGAUUCCACUGGAAAUUCAAACAGCGUAUGCCCCAGUUUUCAAUCUGCUUGGUUUAAAGAUAUCGUCAAUGUGGGUGCUAAACCAUCAACCCGUUCUGAAAUCGAGACAUUGGACAACAAUGUUCUUCAAAAGCAUCAUCCACAGAAUUCUACGCAAACAAUGCAACAAAAUUUUCGAGAUCCAGAAAGACCACAGAGAUGGAGUUCGCAAGAUUUUGAACAACCAAUAUUUCAGAAUCCACACGAUUCAGAACAAUCACUGCGACAGAAUUCAUUGCUGGAUAUUUGACUGAAAUGUUUCCCAGAAGCAUUCACUUCUUUGUGGAUAAAUGUAAAAUUGUUAAUUUUCAGCUCCAAACGGAUAUUUUCAAAUCUUUAUGCCCCAUGGACUUAGAUAGUGUUUUCUUCUCUAUCAUUCUCUCAAAAUUCUCAUGUGGUGCUUGGGGCAGUGUUUGAUUGUUAGGUGAUACUGAACCUUUACUACGGUGCAAGCUUUUCAAUUUUCAUGAAGUGAUUUUUUAUUCUA
Molecule: messenger RNA, 1449 nt
Organism: Gossypium raimondii (Peruvian cotton)
Lineage: Eukaryota; Viridiplantae; Streptophyta; Magnoliopsida; Malvales; Malvaceae
Exons: 4
Coding region: 361-1212 (283 amino acids)
Biological process (GO): protein deubiquitination
Molecular function (GO): deubiquitinase activity
Source: RefSeq, a predicted model, not a curated record